This is a messenger RNA of Closterium sp. Yama58-4, 3039 nucleotides long. The record is from the annotation of a GenBank genome assembly. Lineage: Eukaryota; Viridiplantae; Streptophyta; Zygnematophyceae; Desmidiales; Closteriaceae.
AUGGCGCAUAACCCGGUCCCGGGAUUGAUAGGCGGCGGCGGCGGCGGUGCGGGGGAGUUGCGGAAAGGGCCGUGGACGGCGGAGGAGGAUGAGCUUUUGGUGAAGUGCAUUCGCGAGCAUGGCGAGGGUAACUGGAGCUCCGUUCCGAAGAAAGCGGGGCUGCAGCGGUGUGGCAAGAGCUGUCGGCUGCGGUGGGCGAACUACCUGCGGCCGGACCUGAAGCGCGGCACGUUCACGUGCGAUGAGGAGGACCUCAUUGUCGCGCUGCACAAGAGCAUGGGCAACAGGUGGGCGAAGAUAGCCCUGGAGCUGCCAGGGCGCACGGACAACGACAUCAAGAACCACUGGAACACGCGCAUAAAGAAGAAGCUCAGAGAGGAAGGGCUCGACCCCGACACGCACCUCCCCCUCUCCUCCCUCCCGCCAGAUCACGUACCCAGCAAGCCACACAAGAGGGGCCCUCCCCCAGGUAGCGCCUCCACGCGACCUCACAAGGGCGUCAAGAAGGCCCCCUUUCCCCUCGCUGCCACUACCGCCACUGCCGCCACUGCCGCCACUGCAGCCACUGCAACCACCGCGCAUGCAGCCCUUACUGCUGCGCUUCCAGGUCUUCAAAACACCGCUGCUGCUGCUCUCCCUGACCACGUUGCCUCUGCUGUGGCUGCGGCCGCUGCGUGCCUUUCGCCUCCCGACCCUUUCACUGCUGCUGCUGCUUCCGCUGCAGUUGCUGAUGGUAGUGCUGUUGCCGCAACCCUCCUUCCCCUGCCUCCUCCUGCCACACAUGCUACUGCUCCUCCUCCUCCCCACCCCCCCACCAACCCCACAGCCACCACCACAGCAGGACCAUCCUCCUCUGCUUCUGCCUCUAUCUCUACCACCUCUGCUUCCUCCUCCCUCACUCUCCCCUCCUCUCUCCCCUCCUCUCUCCCGUCCUCUCUCCCAGUCUCACUCCCCGCACACGCGCCCAGCCACCCUGCGGCCCUGCAUCUUCCGGCCUUCACUAGCGCGCCUGCUGGGGUUAAUGCCUCAGGAGGCCCGGACGCAUGGGCCAAGGUUGAGGAGCAGGGGGCUGCGGAGGGGCAGCGGGCAGUGACAAACGCAGCACUGGCACUGCUGGGUGGGAAUGGCUUGUGGAGGAGUGAGAAGUGGGGCGGGCAACGAGGCAAAGGGGGGGCGCAGGGGGUGAAGGGCGAGGAGGGGUUUGCAAGUGGGGGUGGGAUGAGGGAGGAAAUGGAGAGGGAGAGUGAGAGAGGAGAGCAGGGGGGGUUCGAAGGGGGGGCAGAGUAUGGGGAGGGUGAGGGUGAGUUGGGGGGUGAUGGAGGAUAUGGUGGUGAAGGGAGAGAGGAGGACCCUGGGGCUGACCACCCUCCCUUGGCUGCUCCCUCGCCCGGGGCAGGAGGCGCAGCAGCAGGGAUGACUGCCGCCGCUGCUGCUGCUGCUGCCGCUGCUGCGUUCUCUUCUGCUGCUGCAGCUGCUGGUGGUGGGGCUGCUGCAGGGGGCGGGCAUGCCUUCAUGAGCCCCUUUCCUCCCAGAAGUCCAUGGGGCAGCGACGGGCAGUUCUGGGACAUGGCGUCAGAAACAACCGAGAUGGAGGGAGUAGUUCUCCCUAGCCCGCACAUCAUCCCGCCCACGCCCUUCAGUGCGGCCUUCCCCAAGCCGCACAGCGCGGGCGCUGCCGUGCGCGAGCUCACCGCGUUUGACAAGCCCCUCGUGUCACCUGCCGUGCCCUUCUUUCCGCGCACUCGGUCGUUUAUCAAGAUGGUGAGGAGUAUUGCGGAGGAGGAGGGGGCGGAAGGGCAGGAGGGGGUAGAAGGGCAAGGAGGGCAAGGAGGGCAAGGAGGGCAAGGAGGGCAAGGAGGGCAAGGAGGGCAAGGAGGGGAAGAUGGGCAGGAGGGGAAGGAGGGGCAGGAGCAGCAGGAGGGACUGGAGGGGCAGGAGGGGCAGGAGGAGGAUGUGGAAGGGCGAGGUGGGAAUGGUGGUGGUGUUGGCGAGCGUACGGCAGCAGGAGCAGCAGGAGCAGGAGCAGCAGGAGCAGCAGGAGCAGCAGGGACAGCCGGAGCGGGAGCAGGCCGUUUAAGAGCGGUGCUGUGUGCUGGCGUGAGUGUGUCGGCGAGAUCCGCGGUCUUGCAGGCCUUUGGAAGGAGUGCGGGUAGGAGUGGAUCAGCUGCUGCUGCGCUGACAACAGGAGCAACCGGAGUAACUGGGGCAACAGCAGCAGCGGCAGCAGCAGCGGCAGCGGCAGCAGCAGCAGCAGCGGCAGCGGCAGCGGCAGCUAGAAGCUACUCCGUUCCUUCUGGCAUCGCAGCUCUCGCCUUCACACGAACCUUCACCUCCAGAAGUUUCGCCUCGUGGGUGCCUCAACGUGGCCCGCAGUGGCUGCAACGCCGACAGUCCAAGCAGUCGUGGGCGUCAGGGCAUCCUGAUGCUGUGGUGUGGGCGCUGAUUGCUCUGAACGUGGGUGUGUUUGCCGCAUGGCACACACAGAACCAGACCGUCAUGGCCCGUAACUUCAUGGUGUCAGUGAAUGCGAUGUACGAGGGGCGCUACCACACGCUACUCACAUCCGCCAUUAGCCACCGUGAGGGGCGUCACCUGCUCUUCAACAUGCUCGGCCUCUACUUCUUCGGCUGCGAGGUGGCGCGCAUGUACGGGCCGCGGUACCUGCUGGGGCUGUACGCGUCGGGGGCAGUGGUGGCAUCGCUGGCUCACGUGUUCUACUUUCAAUACAUCGUGCCCAGGACCGAUAAAAAGUCUGUGUGGGCUUGGCAUCCCCGCCUCUCGCCUCCAGCCAUGGGUGCCAGUGGAGCAGUGAACGCCAUAGUGCUCUUCAGCUGUCUGCUGCAGCCCACGCGGAUCAUCUACCUCAACUUCAUCAUCCCCGUGCCCUCCAUUCUACUCGGAGUGCUGUACGUAGGGCAAGACCUGUAUGGAGCAGCCAUGGGCGGAUCACGCAUCGGGCAUGCAGCUCAUCUAGGGGGUGCUGCAGUGGGCGUGGCUGCAUGGGCCCUCAAGCGGGGGCGCUACCACUUCCGGCGCUAG